This is a messenger RNA of Carassius auratus (goldfish), 1939 nucleotides long. Its product is annotated as interleukin-15 receptor subunit alpha. Gene Ontology annotation, molecular function: interleukin-15 receptor activity. The transcript is spliced from 9 exons. Gene Ontology annotation, biological process: interleukin-15-mediated signaling pathway. The record is from RefSeq and is a predicted model, not a curated record. NCBI's taxonomy places the organism in Eukaryota, Metazoa, Chordata, Actinopteri, Cypriniformes, Cyprinidae. Bases 221 to 1174 code for a protein of 317 amino acids.
UAUGUGUCCUAACCAUGUUCUUGAGGAACUGCAUAUUCCCUGCACGCAGCUCGCACGGACUCGCCCAAAAGUGAAAGUGAAAGAGAACGUGACGUUUAAACUAAAACGCGUACAAAUGUGGCACCUCUCUGCCAGUCGCUGUUAUUUCACAUACAUUCAUGAGGAUUUCACGAGGAUUUACCCUUCGGCGAUCCCUCUGAAUUCUCCGUGACAAGUGGACAUGCAUAUGCUCUUUACAUUGAUUUUCAUAACGGCGGCAAAUAUGCAUAGUAUUGCCAGAGCAAGCGGUGUUUGUGGAAAACCAGAACUGGCAGACAACACAAAACCUGUGUUAUCAUAUAUUGGAAAGACCAUCGGUGAAACUAUUCGCAUUGAGUGUGCAAAGGGCUAUGUAAGGAAAGCAGGGACAUCCAGCCUGUUCCGAUGCACUCAACAACAAAAUAGCAACGCAUGCUGGCACUCUGAUCUUCCUCUCAAGUGUAUACCUGAUCCCAGAAAUCCACCUGUGGCCACAAAGCCCACAAGUCCUCAUCCACAAGUCACAUCAUUGACCACAGAAAGAACAACAAGUAAGCAUCCCACACUUCAUGACACAAGCUCGCCAACCACAGCAACAGGACAUAUAGCUUUGACAACAACAAAUGAAGUUUUCACAACCAAAACAAGAAGAACCACCAGCCAGCCUUUGAUGAGCACAACAAAAGAGACGGAGUCUAUUACAACAACCAAUGAGACAACAACCAGCUACACAAGCAGAGAAUAUAUGACAACAACAUCGUCACAUACGCUGUCAGGCUCUUUCACUACAACAACAGGAGUCAAUGCAUCUGUGAGGACCUCAACUAUUUCUGAAGGAGGAAAUGCAGGGGCAGCCUUUUCUAAUGCUUAUACAUCAACAGCAGGUGGAGUUACAGUAAUAAUUCUCCUUUGCCUGGUGGGAGCAUUCAUUUUCGUGUGCUUAAGACGUCGAAAUCAUAGAAACCACCAUGAACAUCACCCCCAACCAGAUCUCUGCAUUUCUUACUCAGCUUUACCAGUCGGUGCAUCUGAACCCAGUUCGGCUCAAUCAAACAAAGCUGAAAACUCCACAGAAGGCUCUGUCAUUGACAACAAUCCAGUCAUCACCCAUGGUGUGGACACUUGUGAUGAGCUCCUCCCACGAACAGACUCCUGAUAAACCUUGUUCAAACUGUCGGUCCAAAUCUAAAUUUUUGAGCAUACAGUAUCUGAUUGGAAUCUGAUCAUAUUUAGCAAGUGCGAACGGGGAAAAUAAAUCUCAUGGAAUACCAUUUUUUACACAUCUGUUUCAAGAUACUUUAAUUUGUUGCCUGUUCAGAUCCCAUUUCUGGACAUCUGAUUCAAGUCUGACCACUUUUGACUGGGUUUCGUCACUUUUUCAUGCCAUGUUUAAUGUAAAUACAUCAGAUUUGCUUAUAGAAAACACGCCAAAUGUCUUUGCAAAAACAAGGUUUGUGUUGUUUUGCAGUGCAAGUCGAGCAGGAAUGUACUGCUCGAUAUACUGCACACCUCUUUUAAUAGAGACAGGUGGAGACAGUGAAAUGGAAAAAAGCCACUGCCUCAUAGGAGAUGUAAAUAAUCCAGUAUUUAUACAUAAUAAUCCAGAACAGAUAAUGCAGAUAAUCCAGUAAUAAUACUGUAGGUAAUAAUCCAGAGCAAUGGCAAUAAUGCAUGCCGAUAAUGCAGAUACUCCAUUAAACAAAAGGGCAGCACUGGACACAAAAAUCGAAUGUGAACAGUUGGGAUACACAGUGUGGACAUUCAUUGAUCUGAUUCCAGUCAGAUGCACAAAAUACUUCACACUCCACGAAAUACACCACCAUAAAUGCACGUUUAAUCACUUCCAUCUAAUGUACCUCAUCUAACUCUCCAGUCUUUUAAUGUUAUCAUGAAAUGAAUAAAGUUUUUAUAUUGUUUUUAA